UCUCUUUCUCCCUCUCUAGAAAAGUCGCCAACAAAUUCCCUCUCUCUCUGUCUCUCUAUAUUUGCCGUUGUUUACUCGGCGAAUUUCUAAUUUGUUUUAUUUUUUUUAUUUUACACCAAAAUUCUUUUUUGAUUUAUUAAUAUUAUUAUUUUCCGUUACAGUCUCCAAGAUCGGUUAAAAUUAUUGUCAGAUGCAUUUAUGACCGUCCGAUCUACCUCGUGAUCCGUGACGUCAAAAUACAAUUGUUACUGAUUUUGCUGAAAGAGGUGCAUGCAGGUAUAUUGAUGCCUUUUUGCCCUAUUUUGACCAAUCGAUCUGAAGUCUGAUUUUUUGCGGCGGCGCAUUGAUUCUUCGUUGACGGAGCGUAGAUGUCGGGGCCACUCGAUCGAUUCGCGAGGCCGUGCUUUGAGGGGCUUUCAAGUAGUGAUGAGAGGAGAGAGAGGAAAUCUGACUUCGAAAACUCCGAAGAUGAAAGGCGCACAAGAAUUGGAUCCUUGAAAAAGAAAGCAAUAAAUGCAUCUACUAGAUUUAAGCAUUCUCUCAAAAAGAAGAGUAGUAGAAGGAAAAGUGAUGGUCGUGUUAGCUCUGUAUCCAUCGAGGAUGUUCGCGAUAUUGAGGAGCUACGGGCUGUUGAUCAAUUUCGGCAAGCGCUGAUUUUGGAGGAACUGCUUCCAGAGAGAUUCGAUGACUAUCACAUGACGUUGAGGUUCUUGAAAGCAAGGAAGUUUGAUAUAGAUAAAGCUAAGCAUAUGUGGGCAGAUAUGCUCCAAUGGAGAGAGGAGUUUGGUGCUGACACCGUGAUAGAGGAUUUUGAGUUCAAGGAGUUGAAUGAGGUUUUAAAGUAUUACCCUCAUGGUCAUCAUGGUGUUGAUAAGGAGGGAAGACCUGUUUAUAUUGAAAGAUUGGGAAAAGUUGAUCCCAACAAACUCAUGCAAGUUACAACUAUGGAUCGGUAUGUAAAAUACCAUGUCCGGGAGUUUGAGAAGGCCUUCUCUGUGAAGUUUCCUGCAUGUACAAUUGCUGCAAAGAGGCACAUAGAUUCUAGCACAACUAUUUUAGAUGUUCAUGGUGUGGGCUUUAAGAAUUUUACUAAGUCUGCAAGAGACCUGAUUAUGCGACUGCAAAAGAUUGAUGGUGACAAUUACCCUGAGACUCUUCACCAAAUGUUUAUCAUCAAUGCUGGGCCUGGGUUUAGGCUGCUUUGGAACACUGUGAAGACAUUUCUAGAUCCCAAAACAACUUCCAAGAUUCAUGUUCUUGGGAACAAGUACCAGAGCAAAUUGCUUGAGAUUAUUGAAGCCAGUGAGUUACCAGAAUUUCUGGGUGGUAGCUGUACAUGUGCGGAUCAGGGAGGUUGCCUUCGGUCUGAUAAGGGGCCUUGGAAAAAUCCAGAAAUAUUGAAGAUGGUUCUUAAUGGUGAGGCACGGCGUGCCAGACAAGUCGUAAAAGUUUUGAAUAGUGAUGGGAAGGUUAUUGCUUAUGCUAAGCCAUCAUAUCCAAUGCAGCUGAAAGGCAGCGAUACAUCCACUGCUGAAUCUGGAUCAGAAGCUGAAGAUAUUGCAUCCCCUAAAGCAAUGAAGAGCUAUUCUCAACUUCGGCUGACCCCUGUUCGUGAAGAAGCCAAGGUUGUUGGGAAAACAAGCUACGCUGGUAACUUCUCAGGUUAUGAUGAAUAUGUUCCCAUGGUCGACAAAGCUGUUGAUUCUAGUUGGAAGAAGCAAACCUCCCUCCAGAGGCCUUUUGCUUCCAAAGGUACAUUAACGUUGCCUGAAAGUCCUAAGACCCCAGAAGGAAUUCGAGCUCGAAUUUUCCUGACUGUUAUGGCUUUCUUCAUGACACUUUACACUCUCUUCCGCUCAGUAGCGUGCCAUAUUACUAGAAAGCUUCCUAACACAGUUUCUGAUCAUUGUCAAAAUGUUAUUGAACUUACCCCUGAUGCAACUCAAAAGGAAGAGUUUCGCCCCCCUUCUCCAACCCCUCCUUUUACUCGGGCAGAUCUUCUAUCUUCUGUGCACAAGAGGUUGAGUGAGCUUGAGGAGAAAGUUGAUACACUACAAGCGAAGCCAUCUGAGAUGCCUUGCGAGAAAGAGGAGUUGUUGAAUGCCGCUGUAUGUCGUGUUGAUGCCCUAGAAGCAGAGCUAAUUGCUACCAAGAAGGCUCUUCAUGAAGCUUUGAUGAGGCAAGAAGAAUUGCUUGCUUACAUAGACAGUCAAGAGGAAGCCAAACUGCGGAAAAAGAAGUUUUGCUGGUGAUAUGCUUUGCUGAUGGAGAGACUACAAAAUUACUUACUGUUUUGAGUUCCUUGCUGAUCGUGCAAUGUAAUUGUCUAUCUUAGCACGAUUCCUAUUGCCCAUAAAUGCACAAGAACCAUAAUGGAACUGUCUUUCGGUGGGCUCAUUUCAUUUCCCUUCUCGGUUUGCAUGUAAUGUUUGAAAUUGCUGCACUUAAGUAAAAGCGUUUUCACAUA
Messenger RNA from Durio zibethinus, 2467 nucleotides. Its product is annotated as phosphatidylinositol/phosphatidylcholine transfer protein SFH8-like. The record is from RefSeq and is a predicted model, not a curated record. Lineage: Eukaryota; Viridiplantae; Streptophyta; Magnoliopsida; Malvales; Malvaceae.